This is a messenger RNA of Huiozyma naganishii CBS 8797, 627 nucleotides long. It is a transcript of the gene YRB1, whose product is annotated as Ran GTPase-binding protein YRB1. Gene Ontology annotation, cellular component: nuclear pore; cytoplasm. NCBI's taxonomy places the organism in Eukaryota, Fungi, Ascomycota, Saccharomycetes, Saccharomycetales, Saccharomycetaceae. Gene Ontology annotation, biological process: protein import into nucleus. The coding region runs from base 1 to 627 and encodes 208 amino acids. Gene Ontology annotation, molecular function: GTPase activator activity. The record is from RefSeq and is a predicted model, not a curated record. The transcript has a single exon.
AUGUCUGACACUACUAAACCCGCUGCUACUACCCCUGCUGCCCCAGCUGCCUCCGAUGACAAGGCUGCUGCACCACAGCCGCCAAGUUCUGCUGUCUUCUCCAUGUUCGGUGGUAAGAAGGCUGAGACCAAGAAGGAUGACGGUGAUGUGAAGGAUGAUAAGGAUGAAGACAAGGAGAAGAAGGAGGAAGGGGAAGGCGAUGAGGAACCAGAUGUUCAUUUUGAGCCAGUGGUACACUUGGAGAAAGUAGACGUUAAGACCAUGGAGGAGGACGAGGAUGUUUUGUUCAAAGUUAGGGCAAAGUUGUUCAAGUUUGACUCUGAAAAUAAAGAAUGGAAAGAACGUGGUACUGGGGACUGUAAGUUCUUGAAGAAUAAAGAAACUGGGAAAGUGAGACUGUUGAUGAGAAGAGACAAGACUUUGAAAGUUUGCGCUAACCAUAUCAUUGCACCUGAGUACACUUUGAAACCAAACAUCGGUUCUGACAGAUCUUGGGUCUACAGUUGCACAGCAGAUGUCGCAGAGGGGCCAGCUGAAGCAUUCACUUUCGCUAUCAGAUUUGGUAACAAAGAAAACGCGGACAAAUUCAAAGAGGAAUUCGAAAAGGCUCAAGAAUUGAACAAAUAG